AUCAGACGUCAGUCCGCGACCGUUCGGGAUCGAUUAAGUUCACCCACCGCUUUUGCUUCAUUUCCUGCCGUUCGUGUUUCUGAUUUCAAUAACCUCGUCGCGUCUGACCACACUCCCAACAUUCAUGGUUUAACUCGUUUAAUAAGAAGAAUUUCGAGAGCAAAAUGGGGUUCGGCCGGGGCAGAGUUUUUUUGUUCGCGGCCCUCCUGUUCUGUUGCCAUAAAGGAAGCGGUGGCAUCAUCGUUUCCGAGAUCCUGGAUAUUCUGAAUGUGGGCAAAGAGGUGGCCGUUUCCUUGGUGAAGGCGUGGGAUCUGGUCGAUCAAAACAUCGAAUUCUCCGAGGUGCCGAUUCCGAUUUUACAUAAAACCGAGAAUAAACUGUUCGGGAAGAUCGAAAAGAUCAACUCCCGGCUGGAGGAGAUGUCCGGUAGGAUCGACAGCAUCGGUACCCAAUCGAUGACCACGAUCCUCCAUAGUCUCCCGGAUCGCGUCCGUUUAGAAUUGAGGCUAAACGACCUCCUGGACUAUCUGACCCGUAUGCAAACCAGCUAUAACCGUAUGCAACAAUACGCCACCGAGCGUAGGGAGUACGAACGACUUACCCUGGAAAAUUUCGCGAAAAGCGUCAUUUCCCACGACACUAAUUCGGCGAUAAAUUUAGUCGAGAGGAUCCACGCGUUCGUGGUGCCGAACGGACGGGGCAUCUCCAAUACCGGACUGUUUGAACUUUUGGCGAUUUCCAUGCAGGAAGUCGAAGGGGACAUGAUAUGCAGCACCAACCAGAGUCCCCAGCAAGUACUAUACAACUUAUACGACACCAUAGCCCUUACGGAACUCAAGGGGUACACCAUGGUGCAGUUUUCUUAUAUGUUGCUCCGGUUAUAUGGACAUGGAAAUUUCACCAAGGAGUCCCAACAUAGCAGGGAGCGCUACCAGGAAAGAACCAACAACGCAGUCCAAAGCAUCAAGAGCGCCAUGCAAAACGUAUCCAGAGACCUCUGGAAAUGUGAUCCAAAAAAACAUGUUAAAGGUGAUACCUACGUGGAAAUCACCAAUUUGCUGCAGGGGUACGUGCAGAACGAGGUGGAUCUCAAUCCGGAGGGUACCUGCAGAGAGAACUGCGCCGAAUACGUUUACACCAAAUCCCACGGAUGCUACGCGAACCAGUUUUGCAGGCAGCAGAGGAGCUGUAGCGGUAAAAUUAUCGAUUGCAAGUUUUUCGAUUCGGACAUGUGGAUUUGUAAUGCUAAUCCCCUCAGUGGCAGAAGGUACGAAUAUAUCGAGUACGAAAACGGGCGAAUAUUGGGAAGAAAACAGGGCUGCGCCCGAGGCAGUACCAAAGUGGACAGCUGGUGGCGCUGGCUGUUCUGGCACUGCUCCUACUGCUUCUGCCUGUGCGACGAACAAGGCCCGAUGUCCGACCGAUACUUCAGCAUGAGAUCCGCCAUUUCCGAUUUGGAAAAUAACAAAGUGGUAACGGGAAUGCGUUUCGUCAAAAAGAACCGCAUCAUCCAUCUACAGAUUCAGGAGGCCGAACUAUUACCCCGAUUGACCAUAAACGAGAGUACGGUAGCAUGGAAACCGUUGGAAGAGUUCAAGAUAACCGAUAAGAAGAUUUAUAACGGACAGGACUACCAUACGAUGAGUUGGGAGAAAAGGGCUUUAGAUCUGGACGAUUUGGAGGCCGAUGACGGUUAUGUGCUCACCGGGGUGCGCUUCAAAGAAAUCGGUUCCCAUUUGAACUUCGAGAUCUACACCACCAAGUUUGACUUUGACAGUGGUAAACUGAAGCCGCAGCACAGCAAAUGGAAGGAUAACCCCAAUACCGAGGCGUCUCUCAAUAAACCCAGGACCAAAGUGAAGUUGACGCAUCCGGAUAUCCCGACGAGGAGUACCGGGCCGUCGAUACCGACGUCGCAUUCCGAUCAGUACAUCGAGUUUACGCAUUCCGAUAUCGAUAGGGACGCCGCGCAGACCACGGUGCCAUAUUUGGACGCGCAAAAGGUGGAAUCCUUAAAGGUGGUACCGCUCUCUGGUGCGGGGAUUUACCACAAGGGACGUCAGUUUUUCGGCGGUUUUAUCGCCCCCAAGAUCAUCACUUACGAUUUUAGUAAGUUUUUGAAGCCCGUGUUUCCAGAGGAGGAAGUCAAUUAUCAGUCGUUCUGUUACAAAAUGACACCGAUAACCGCCCUUGUGGCUAUUUUCCUCAUCGUAACGGUACGAUCGGAGAACAUCACCGAAAAACACCUGCUGGUGGACAAACUGCGAACGGACUUUAUGACGAUCGAGGAGCAACUGUGGAAUUUCGUGUUAAAUCAGUCGCCAUUCAUGUCAGAGACCUCGGCCGAAGAUAAAGUGAGAGAGAAAUUCUUGAAAUUUAGUGAGGAGAUAAAGCAAGUUCCCAGUGACAUUUUAAGGGGCACCGGACCUUUAAAGACCGUCCACUCCUUCCUGUUCCUCUACUCGGACAUUAAGCACCUGGACCACAUUUACUCCAAGUUCCUCGAGUACCUUGAGGGCCACAAAAAGGUCCAAGGACUCUCUCAAACCGAUAAGAAGUCAGCCCAAGCGGUACCCAUAGAGACCGAGGAUAUGGUUUAUGACAUAUUGAACCCGAACACGGGAGCAUACGACACCGUCCUGAAGAUCUACAACUUGACGUUCGGAGAGGAAAAUAUGGCUUUGAAAAUUAUCGAUUAUUUAGCCAAGAACCCUUGCGAGUACACUCAGUCCCCGCAGCAAGUUUUUUACAAUCUAUACAACGUGAUCGCCCUCAAUGGACUCAAGAGCUACGCGCUCUCGCAAUUCGCUUACAUGACCAACGCCAUCAGAGACGAAGGCAACUACACCGCCCAGUCCAAUAAAAUUAGGGAGGAAUUCGCGCACAGGGUAAACCAAACCAUGUCGGUGUUCAGAGGCGCCAUGAUAAUGAUGCCCAGGGACUUGUGGAAGUGUGACGCGACCCAUUACGUCAGAGGGAAAACUUACGACGAGUUCACCAGGCUGCUGCAGGGUCACAUUCAAAACGAAGUGGACAUGAAUAAUCAGGGGACUUGCACGGAAAACUGUGCCCGGUACUCGGUGAGCACCAGCACCGGGUGCUACGACGGUGACAGCAAGUACUGCCGCGAAAUGGAGAGGUGCGGCGGGAAGUUGCUGAACUGUCGGUUUGUCGAGAGCCAUAUGGAGAUUUGUCCUUCGAAAUACCCUUCAAGAAGAUACGAGUACAUAAAAUACGAAAGCGGUAAGACGUUCGGUAAGAACCAAUAUUGCCAUAAAAAGCCCAUAAACAGCUGGUACAGGUGGUUCGUGCAUUGCUCCUACUGUUUCUGCCUCUGUGACGAGGAAUCCAGCAAAUCCGACAGAUUUUUCAACUUAAGGCCCGUCCUAGCGAACGUCCGAGACAACCGGGUUGUAACCGGGAUAAAAUUCAUAAAAGUCAACCGGGUGAUGCACUUGCAAAUCCAAGAAGGAAAACUGCUGCCGUACGGUUACAUCGACAACCGGACGGUCCAUUGGGUGCCAGUGGACAGCUACAAAAUUACCGAUCCGGGGGUAUAUAACGACCAAGACUUUUUCAAGAUGAAUUUUAAUAGACGAUCUUUGGCUUUGGACGACGUUCAAACCCAGAUGAAGGAUGAUUAUGUGGUUACAGGUGUCAGAUUAGUCCACACGAACGACAAACUAAGACUGCAAGUCCGCUACAACAAAUUCAACUGGACCAGCGGACUAUUGUCCCAAAACGACCAAAUGGACGUGCACUUGCUCACCGGAGGCAGAAAUAAAAUCGAUCUGAGUGCCUCAGAUGUGCCGAUUAAAACCGCCAAACCUUCGGAGAAUUUGUAUUUCCCAAGCGAUCAAUUUGUGGAGUUUACGCAUACGAGCGAAAGCGCCGACGCGGCUCAAACUACGAUUCCCUUCGUCGAUAUCCAGGCGGUCACGAACUACCCCCAAGUGCCUUUGGCCGGGAUCGGGUUGUAUUAUAAGGGUCAACCCGGUUAUGGGGGAUUUAUCGCUCCCAAGAUAAUCACUUUCAAUUAUAAUCGGUUUAUGACCGUGAAGUUUAAUCAGUGGAAGGUGGAUGAGGAUUUUGGGGUAGAAGUUAAUUAGGGUCGUUGCUUGUAUGUCAACGUUUCUUUUGGAUUUUUUGACUCAAGAUCUAUUUUGUAAGCCAUGAAGAUUUUUUUUUUUUGAUAUUUAUUGGUAUUUGGGGGUAUAACUCAAAAAUCGCUUUAGGUAAAUUUAUUAUUUUUUAACACCAAUUUAGGGGAUACUUUGGAGAUUGAUUUGGCGCAAACACUCGUUUCUUCUAGUUUUUUUUUAAUAAUGUCUUUAUAAUUUGGUGAUGCUUAGAGGCACGUGAUCAAAUACCUAAAAGUACUUUCAACUGGAAUACAUUUCAAAAAACUUUCUAGGCAUUCCAAACCUGCAUAUAUUUUAAAUAGGAAACUUGUAUUUUUUGGAAUAAAACCGCUUGCAUGAAAAAAUAAUAUUCCAACUGCCUGGAAUAAUUUUAAAAAAUAUUUCAAGGCACAUUUAAAAUACAGCGAAAGUGUACGUUCCAAAAAAAUGUGCUUUAAUCAAAAUUAUUAUGAAAAUAUUUCGACUGCCUGGAAUAAAAAAAAAAAACAAAAUUGUUUCCAUACAUGACAACUUUCGUAUUCUCUGGAAAAAAAACGAAUGACGCCAUGGAUGUCUGUUUUCAUGGAAGUACUUUCAAGUACCUGGAAUGAAUUUUUAAAAAUAUCCCAGGGAUUCCAGACCACCAAUCUUAAAUAGGAAAUUUAUAUAUUUUUUCAGCAUUACAACUGCCUUACUUAUAUAUCAGGGUUUCACACAAAUUGGGACUUUUUUUUCCGAUUAUUUUCACAUAUGAAAGUUCCUUGUGGCUCGAAGGAUUUUUAAUUCAUGGUCAAUUUUAAAAGUCAAGAUUUUUAACUUCAUUGGCAUUUAAGGGCAAAACAUAAAAAAACCACUCUAAGUAGAUUAAAAAUUUUUACAUCAAUUUAGGAGAUUAAUUUGGUACAAACAACUCAUAUGGGUGAAAAAUUCCCUAAAAUAUAACGUAUUUGGUUCGAGGUCUGUUUGACCCACAUUUCCUCUAAGUAUUGUUUUUAUUUUUUCAGGCAAAUAUGAGGUAUAUUUGCCAAUUAUUCUCAUAUAUGAACGUUUACCGUACCUCAAAGGGUUUUUAAGUUAAAACUCCUAAGACCAGAACAAUUUAUGUAUGUUUUUCAAAUAUCCUUCGACAUACUGGUAUAUAAUUUAAAAACUACUUAAAUCUUUAUAUAAAGGAUACCACAAGAAAUGUUUUAACUUGAAAAAUUAGAAUAAUUUUUGUUUCACAACCAUUGUCUUAGCAGUAAGAGGAAUGUAUCGUUUUGCUAAUAUAUAUCCACAUAAAAUUA
Anthonomus grandis grandis is the source of this 5407-nucleotide messenger RNA. RefSeq lists its product as uncharacterized. The transcript is spliced from 19 exons. NCBI's taxonomy places the organism in Eukaryota, Metazoa, Arthropoda, Insecta, Coleoptera, Curculionidae. The record is from RefSeq and is a predicted model, not a curated record. Bases 165 to 4109 code for a protein of 1314 amino acids.